CUUUUUUUGUCCCACGCUCUUGACAAGACGAAAAACAUCUUUAUGUAUUCUUUUAAGCUCUUACCGAACUUAAAACUUACCAUCUUUUUUAUUCGAUUUACUAAUAUCGUACUUGUUUUAUUUUUAUUCCUAUUGAAACAAAUCUAAGUUUGACCGCAGCUUUCUUAAGAAUGAUAGAGAUGGUUCAAAUUGGGUUAAGUGAACCUUCAAUAAUGUCUCUAACGCACAAGCGAUGUCGGACAACAGGAGUGAGUGACUAUCUUGUGAAAAGCCACAACAACAAUGGAUUACGAUUUAAGCUUGACCAAUAUCAAGUGCUCCUCAAACUGAAAUGCUUUUACAGUGUAAAGUACCGAACUUUGCGAUAAAUAGAAAGUUUUCUUUGACAACGAAAAGGCUUCUUAACUCUAUAUUGGAACACAGAUCGUUCCCUUAGCGACAUGAAAAACGUUUACAAUCUCUAGAAAUGAGUGUGCAAAUACCGCGCUAUUUUUACAACUUGACACUCAUCUUAAUAUAUCAUUUUCCUGUCCGCAGAGUCUUGAAGAUCUUUAAAGAUUGGCUGAAAUGCGCUACUACGGUAAUAAGUAAAAAAAAAGCUUGUGAAAAUGUAAUUCAUUUACAAUUUCAAUCCUUCUCUCGUUUACGAUAUAUAUGAUGAAUUCUGAAGUAAAAUGACAAAGAAAUUCGAAGUGAUUCUCUCUGUUUCAACAUAUGUUUUAUAUCAGUCACAGUCACAAUUCACUGCUCAAGGUCAAUCCUACACACGAAAUCCCGACGAAAUCUUAAAUCUUACACUCAGUCAAAUGAGUUCGUUCAGCACUUUGGAGUGUAAAUAUCUGAUUAAAUUUUUUUCUAAGGAUGCAAUGGAAAUUUCAAUUCGGCUAUGAUGGCAGAACGACAUUCUAGCUUUUAAAUUCAUGUUUUGGUAAAAGCUUCUUGAACAAAUCAACAUCGCCGGAUGAGUCCACUUAUUUCUGUCUUUCGUAUUUCAACAACACUUGAAGGAAAUAUUGCAACACAUAAAUUGUUUUAAUGACAAAAAUAACCAUGAAACGUCGAGACUACUCCCGAGUUAUCUUGUGAAUUACUUUCGUGCAAUUGCUGUCCAUGAAACAAAACUCGAGUAAGUCUUCCGAGAGAAUUUAACAGUGUAGCUGUAGCAACAACUGUAACAGUAGUAGCUGUCAUUUGUACUCUCACUUGACCCUUUACUCAAUAAUUCGCUUUGUAUUCAAGAUUGUGUUUUAGCGAUAUUACUUCAUCUUGUCUGUGCAAUGAUGAUAGUCACCAAAAUCAAAACCCGUCUCAUGCAUUAAGGCCGCUGGUAAAAUAUUCCGCGUUCAGUUUCCCGUAAACAAGGUUCGCGAAAUGCUUUUAGUUACGUUGUAAAUUUUAUCAGGAAAUAUCAUAAAUCGUGCGUGGUCAUUAUCUUGUCAGACCUCUUAAAAACUACUCUUAAUCAAUUAGAAUUUUCUCCUCAAAAAUCCGUAUUUGUCCAAGAUUCCUGAAGUUCUAUAUCUUAACACCCAGCGGUAGUGAUGAUAAAAUUAAAUUGCCAAACACUAUAUCUUAAAGAAAUAUUGAGCUUCAGUUGCAGAAAACAGCAGUAACUCAAAAUAUGCCGGAGAUAUUGGUCAGGAUUAAGACGCUUACCUCUUUUAAAACGAUUAAUCAAAUCCACUAAGAUUUCUCGGGUAAUAUAACAGAUAUUUGUCUCUUCGUCAGGUAAAUGCUAUCGAAUGCAUACAUAAAAAGAUUGUUUUGGUACUGCAACACUCAUUCGCUUCAGCGAACACCACACCAAAGUUCAGUUUCCGGAGAUUUUCAUCUACGCACUCUCAAUCGUUGGCUCCCUUUCAAGGUUCAAUAACAUUUGCAGAGGCCGCGGAAACGCUUAACAUUACUCAGGAUGAACAACUCUUCUGAUCACAACUCCAGCGGUCUUCGAAUUCAAGAACCUUUCUUCGGUUUCUCCCCGCUCUUCAUUUACCCAAUCGCUUCUCUGUAUAUUGUCAUCGUGGUAGUAGCCAUCAUUGGCAACCUGAUGGUCUCUUACGCUAUCCUUGCCAACAGAAAUCUCCGUAAUAACCCGACAAACCUCCUUCUCCUGUCUUUGGCAAUCUCGGAUCUUCUCACCGUAACUCUUGCCGUGCCAUUUGACAUUGAAUUACUCUUUCUGAACGGAAGGUGGAAACAUGGCAAAACGAUGUGUAUUACCUUUCUGACGGUUUACCUCAUCACUGUACCGACAUCGAUCUUUACUCUUCUGGCCAUCAGCGUGGAUCGCUAUAAGACCCUUAAGGAUCCACUCGGUCGAUUUCGACGCUCGCAAUUUAUCACUCAACGAAGAUCUUUGAUUGUUAUCGCUGUUGUUUGGUCUUACUGCAUUGUGUGGGCACUCUUUCCGAUCAUGGGAUGGCGAGAUAGAAGUGUCGAGCCAAUUUACAAAGGUACCUGUUCGGUACCUUAUACCAUUGUCUACAACCUUCUCACUUCUAUCAUGAAUUUCAUCUUUCCGCUCCUUCUCACAUGUGUGUUUUACAUCCUCAUUUACCUCAUCGCUCGCAAGCACCACAACGUUAACAAAAGAGGGGGCUUGCCGUCAACCUUUAAGCCCACUAAAGAAGAUAACAAGAUGUACUCAAGGAACAUGAAAGCAGCCAAAACGACAUCCAUGUUUGUAGUUGUCAUGUUUCUCUGCUGGCAGCCUUUCACCUACUUCAGCAUUAUCGCUAACCUAAUCGGUGAUACAUGGGACCCAUAUCCCUAUGAACUCUACUUGGUUCUUCUUAUGUUAGGAUACCUUAACUCAGCGCUCAACCCCUUUCUGUUUGCCUUCCGUAACAAGAGAUUUCAAUCUGUAUAUCGGAAGUUACUUAGGUCGACCACACUGGGUAAAUUUAAUUCGCUGGGUACAAUACGUCGACGUUCCACUUUUUCACAAAGCACCAGCAAUUCCCAGAUUCCAGAGGAGGAGAGCAGAGAAGUACGUCUCCAAUCGAUAAAAUUGAAGAAGUGACGUAUGUUUUUUUAGCAUCCAAACCUGGCAAGAUUCAAAUAUUCCUCUUUCAAAUCUGGUUAAUAUUCUUUGUUUACCAAGCAGAACUAGUAACAUGUUGUAAACUGCAAAUCAGCAAAACGUGACAGUAUUUUGAACAAGUUUUGCGCUCGAACUUUGAUUGAACUGAAAAGUGAACUUUUUACAUUCUAACAUCAGCAUGCAUAUUCUCCAUACUGGGGUCAAUUUGAUAAGGAAAAUAUACUUGAAGUUUUUACACGAGUAAUGUACACGGGUAAAGUCCGACUUGUAAAUAUCAAUAUUUAAUAAAACAAUAUUCCUCACCAGAA
Molecule: messenger RNA, 3351 nt
Organism: Pocillopora damicornis (cauliflower coral)
Lineage: Eukaryota; Metazoa; Cnidaria; Anthozoa; Scleractinia; Pocilloporidae
Product: histamine H2 receptor
Biological process (GO): G protein-coupled receptor signaling pathway, coupled to cyclic nucleotide second messenger; chemical synaptic transmission
Cellular component (GO): dendrite; plasma membrane
Molecular function (GO): G protein-coupled serotonin receptor activity; neurotransmitter receptor activity
Source: RefSeq, a predicted model, not a curated record